AUGGUUAGUGAGGACAAUUUUCUAGUGUUGGUUCACCACAGAGGAUCGAUUAAGAGAAAAACUCGUUCCGGUGUGAAGUUCACCGAUAAGGAUCAUCUCUGUAUUAUCGAUACCGUGAAGUAUGAUUGUUUCACGAUCGGGAGUGAUGAGGACUUGCAGGUCAUGUUUCAUUGUCGCCGGCAGUUUCCCGAAGUGAGGACACCAGAGCUGUUGGCAAAGUUGGUUGAUGUGGUAUCCAACUCGGGGGGUUCGAACCAGAAUACCAACACUUUAGCCACGGUUGCCGGUUCUAGCUCCAGACCUGCCGUUGCUUCUUCCCCCGUCCCUGCAUACGAGCCACCCAGCCAGCCUGUCGCCUCCCCUUCGUUCGCUGUUAAUCUCAACGGCAGUGUUGGCGACGAGGUUGGAACAGGAGAAUUUAUACCGACCUCUGUACAGUGUGCUGCACCGGCUGGGGUUGGAGAUGGAUUGUUUGAUGAUCUAGAGGACAAUGAUGUCGAGCCGGAUAUGAUUGCUGAUGGCAGUGGCGAUGAUAUUGGAGCGAGUCAGCCUGCAGGGGUAGGCGGUGGUUCUAGCUCUGGCACACAGCAGUACCCUCCACAUUUUUCAUCUUUGGACCUGGAUGCCAUGAGGCCUGACGAGGUACCUGGGCAGCAUGUUGGAUUUGGCGCUAGAGAUGCAGAAGGGUCUGCUGGUAUGACAGAGUUUCAAGUUGGUCAGCAAUUUCAGGAUAAAGAUGAGGCCUUGUUAAGUGUGAAGACUUACAGCAUCCAUCGAGGGAUACAGUACAAGGUAGUGGAGUCUGAUUAUCGCCGGUAUGUGGGCAAGUGUUCUGAGUUCGGGAAUGGGUGCACAUGGUUGAUUAGGCUGAGUCUCCGGCAGCGCAAGGGCAUUUGGGAGGUCAAAUGGUACAAUGGACCGCAUACUUGUCUGGCCAGCUCCAUCUCCAGCAAUCACAGGAGUUUGGAUUAUCAUGUGAUAUCUGCCUUUAUUAUGCCAAUGGUUAGGGCUGAUGUAUCCGUCAGCAUCAAGGUGCUCCUAAAUGCGACGGCCUCACACUAUGGGUUCAGGCCGACGUACAGGAGGGUCUGGUUGGCGAAGCAGAAGGCUGUUGCCGUCAUUUAUGGUGACUGGGAUGAGUCGUACAACGAGCUCCCAAGGUGGGUGUUAGGAGUGCAGGUGACCAUGCCUGUUUCUGUUGCAGUGCUUAAGACUAGCCCUGUUCGAGUUGGGGGACAGCUAGACGAGUCUCAGGCUUAUUUUCACAGACUGUUCUGGACUUUCUCACCGUGUAUCGAGGCAUUUCGUCAUUGCAAGCCGUUGGUGAGUAUUGACGGCACCCACCUAUAUGGCAAGUAUGGGGGUACGUUGCUUGUAGCGAUUGCACAGGACCAGAACUCCAACAUACUCCCUGUUGCAUUCGCACUAGUCGAGGGUGAGAAUGCUGAGUCAUGGUCAUUCUUUCUCUCCCAUCUCCGUCAGCACAUGACACCACAGCCGGGUCUGCUUGUUAUUUCUGACAGGCAUAACGGCAUCAAGGCCGCACUUGAGGCUCCCGACAGGGGCUGGCUACCUCCAGCUGCAUACCGGGCAUUCUGCAUUCGACACGUAGCAGCAAAUUUUGCCCUCACCUUCAAGGACAAAGACGCAAGGAGGCUUCUUGUGAAUGCUGCCUAUGCUAAGACCGAGGUCGAGUUCGAAUACUGGUUUGAUAUUCUACACUCGGAAGACCCGGCGAUGUGUGAUUGGGCGAACCGGAUUGAAUAUUCAUUGUGGACACAGUAA
Arachis stenosperma is the source of this 1785-nucleotide messenger RNA. RefSeq lists its product as uncharacterized. The record is from RefSeq and is a predicted model, not a curated record. NCBI's taxonomy places the organism in Eukaryota, Viridiplantae, Streptophyta, Magnoliopsida, Fabales, Fabaceae. The transcript has 2 exons. The coding region runs from base 1 to 1785 and encodes 594 amino acids.